Messenger RNA from Cuscuta epithymum, 2131 nucleotides. Lineage: Eukaryota; Viridiplantae; Streptophyta; Magnoliopsida; Solanales; Convolvulaceae. The record is from the annotation of a GenBank genome assembly.
GGCAGCCUCUCCCUGAAAGUCCCUCCCAGAAUCGACCAGGCAGUUAUCAUGGACCCUAGGGAAUGUAAGAUGAGCUUUGAUGAUAGAACGAGAGUGGGGUCUCAUCCUAAAUCUUAUCUCCUUACAAAGCUCCCAAAGCAGAGUAUAUAUAGGCGAAAUGUGGAUUGGGCAGGCUAGACUAAUCGUAUCGAAUUUAGAGGUUAAACCCCGAAAUGUGAAUUAUAAAUAAAAAUAUACGGAGUAUAUGUUGGACAGGGUUGGCUUCACCCAUGGAAGCGAAUAUUGGACCUCAAAUAUUGGACCUCCCAUCAUGCUGUCCGGUCGACGAGGGUGUCAUCAUUUUUUUGUUUUUUUGGACCUCAAAUAUUUGAACUCUAGUGGCUCCAUCGUGGGACCUUUGGCAACCCGCUACCCGGCCUCUAGUGAAUAUUGUUGUCAAACAAUAGUGAAGACAAUGAAGAAGGAUGAGGAGGGGAAGAGGGGAGAAAUCCUGCGAGAUGAGAAAAUUGCGCUCAUACCAAAUCACAAAAUUACAAUCCAAAAGAAACAUUCGAGGUAGUCUUAUGACAGAAAAAACCUACUCCAAAAAUAUAUUGUUCGUUUUUUACAAAAGAAAACUUGUUUUAUACUUCCUCCGUUCCUUUUUAAUUGCAACAGUCAACAUUUCACGUUUGCCAACGCACAAGUUUGACCAUAAAUAUCUUUCAUUCCUUAUUAGUAAAAAAAUUAAAAAAAAAUCAUAUUUUGAAAUUUUAGAAUAAGAAGAAUUUAACAAUAUUUUUUAAAAAUGUAAUUUAUUAUACAUCAAUUAAUAAAAUGUAGUCAAAAUAGAACAUGUGAAUAGUGCAAAAAGUCUAAUGUUGCAACUAAAAGAGAACGGAGGUAGUACUUCGUACUACGUAAAUGUAUGGUAGAAAAGGAAAUCACAAAAGGAUAUCUCGGGAGCAUGACUUUUUCCUGUGUCACCGAAGAAAUCUUGUUUCCCAAAUGUACAGUAGAAAUUGGUAUAAUACUUCGUACUAAAUUAUGAAUAGCGUUUUCCAAACCAAAAUCCAUCUUGCAUGGGGUUGCAUUGCUACUAAAAUCGCACUAGUAGGUUUAAGUUCAUAUAUAGAGCUAAUCAUCAGUUAUAAAUAGAAAGCAUUCAACAAUGGCGUUUAAAAAGCCGAAAGCAAUAAACAGAAUCCGGUCAUCAAUAAUCAUGAACAGAUGCAUUCACAACCCUACCAAUCUCGGAACACACAUAAGCAUCAACGCAGGCAUACUGAAUCUGAUCUACGUUGAGCGAGUAGCAGGCCCAAUUGCUCAUCGUCACCCAUCUCGGCUUCUCCAUAUCCGCCCCUAGGUAAGUCACCGCCAGAUCCUUCAGUCCAACAUUCGCCAUCGACCGAUCGUUGAACUGGUUGACCGCGAUGGUCCGGAGAUCCACGGCAUUAGUCACCUGCAGUCCGUAAUCCUCAUCGAGCUUUUGCAAGUCGGCGUGGAUUCCAACGCCGACGAAGGUGUAGUCACUGUCGGCGAGGAAGCCGAAGAGCCUGUUCGGGAUCUGGUGGCAGUGUAGAGCUUGGAAGAUGAGGCAGCGGUGGCCGACGCAGAGUUGGAGAGUCGCCACCGGAUUCCUCUGUCCGCGGGAGAAAGUCGGGCGCCACUCUGCGUCGAGGCCGACGAUGAGGCGGUGGAGACGGCUGCGGUGGAUGUACUCGAUGUCGUUGAUCCAUUCGACGACCCUGCUAGGGUCGGAGGUGACUAGGGUUUCGAUACGCCUGCCGUAGAAAUAGACGUUAUAGAGAUCCGGAGAACCUCCGACAUUGUCCUCAAUCCCUUGCAUCUCUGGAUUUUUUUUGGGAGAUCUACAGUAUCUUCUUUUCGAGAGGUUCGGCAAGAGAUAAAGUAGAAGAGGAGUGUGGGUUUUAGAAGGGGCUAGGUAUUGUGGGGGCACGACACGCGAUUAUGUAGAAAUCACGAUUGGAUCAAAAGCCUAAGCACCUUGAGGCAACUUUGAGCAAUUUGGGUCUUUUGUAGAAUGCUUUUUUUGUACUAUUUUGGAUCUCAAACUAGAUCAAAUCAGAUUAGAUUAUACCAGACUUUCAUAGUUAUGAAAUACACAGAAGGGAAAACGGUCAAAUAGGUC